GCGGCCACUGGGCAGAGCGGGCUGCGGACACCACCGGCCAUGGAGGGCGAGGACCACCCGUGGCAGGGCAGCAUCCUUUACAACAUGCUUAUGAGCGCAAAGCAAAUGCACGCGGAUCCGAAGGCGCCCGAGGCGCGUCUCGCGGCUCCGUGCUGGGGCUGCUCGUGCGGCGCUGAGCCCCGUGUGGGCGGAGAGCGGCUGCCCGGAGGGCGAGCCCUGGCACUCCUGUACCGCUGCUGCUUCUGCGGUGAAGACCACCCGCGGCAGGGCAGUAUCCUCUACAACAUGCUUACAAGCGCCAAAGAGGCGCACGCGGCUCCGAAGGCGCCAGAGGCGCGGCUCCGGGCUCCGUGCUGGGGCUGCUCAUGCGGCGCUGAGCCCCGAGUGGGCGGAGAGGGGCCGUCGGGCGGACAGGCCACGUCGCUUCUCUAUCGCUGUUGCUAUUGUGGUGAAGACCACCCGCGGCAGGGAAGCAUCUUGUACAGCUUGCUCACUAGCGCAAAGCAAUCGCACGUGGCUCCAGAGGCGCCCGAGGCGCAGCUGAGGGGCGGGUGGUGGGAGCGCUCCUACUGUGCACCGAGGCUGGGGGCCCAAGAGGGGCUACACAGUGGCCGAGCCCUGUCGCUCUUGUGUGGCUGCUGCUUUUGCGGGGAAGAUCACUCACAGCGAAGCAGCAUCCUCUAUAGCAUGGCCAGGAGCGCAAAUCAAAUGCUCACAGCUCCAGAAGUGCAGCCGAGGGCCCCCUGGUGGGACACCUCGUGUGAUGCGCUGCGACCAGUGGCCCUCAAGGAUCCACAGGUGGUGUGCGAGGCAGCUUCGGCGGGCUUGUUGAAGACCUUGCGCUUCGUCAAGUACUUGCCCUGCUUCCAGGUGCUGCCACUGGACCAGCAGCUGGUGCUGGUGCGCAGCUGCUGGGCGCCCCUGCUCAUGCUGGAGCUGGCCCAGGAUGGCUUGCACUUUGAGACGGUGGAGUCCUCGGGGCCCAGCAUGCUGCAGAGGAUCCUCACCAGCAGGCGGCAGGAGAUCUCGGGCGAUGAGCCACCGCCCCUGGCCACAUUGCAGUCCCAGGUGCCACCGCCGCCAGAGGCCGGGCAGAUGCCCUCAGCUGCAGCGGUCCAAGCCAUCAAGGGCUUCCUUGCCAAGUGCUGGAGUCUGGAAAUCAGUACCAAAGAGUAUGCCUACCUCAAGGGGACCGUGCUCUUUAACCCGGACCUGCCAGGCCUGCAGUGCGUGAAGUACAUCCAGGGACUGCAGUGGGGAACUCAGCAGAUACUCAAUGAACACAUCAGGACAACGCACAGAGGGCACCAGGCCAGAUUCGCAGAACUGAACAGUGCUCUUUUCCUGCUGAGAUUCAUCAAUGCCAAUGCCAUUGCUGAACUGUUCUUCAGACCCAUCAUUGGCACAGUCAGCAUGGAUGAUAUGAUGCUGGAGAUGCUUUGUGCAAAGUUAUGAAGGCAUUUGGCCCAUCCAAGUAAAGUUUACCAUGUAAGAGGUAUGGAUAGAAGAGUAUCCAAUAUUGAGAAGCAAACUUUCUUAUUAUUUUUACAUGCAUAGUAUUUUUGUAUUCAAUUAAAGAAAUAGUUUAGUUAUAGAUGACUAAAAAGGCCUCUGUUCUAUAAUGUUUCGCUGUGAAGGAAAAUAUUUGUGAACCGCUAACAUGCUUCUGUCCAUUUUUAAGAGCAGAGUAUUCCGCUAGUAGGCUAUUUCCACAAGCUUAAUUGCUGCCACCAUUGUACCUGCUCAAAUUAAAUUUGUAAUAUUAC
Messenger RNA from Ochotona princeps (American pika), 1766 nucleotides. It is a transcript of the gene NR0B1, whose product is annotated as nuclear receptor subfamily 0 group B member 1. Gene Ontology annotation, cellular component: nucleus; cytoplasm. Lineage: Eukaryota; Metazoa; Chordata; Mammalia; Lagomorpha; Ochotonidae. Gene Ontology annotation, biological process: negative regulation of transcription by RNA polymerase II. Gene Ontology annotation, molecular function: transcription corepressor activity; transcription factor binding. The coding region runs from base 40 to 1455 and encodes 471 amino acids. The record is from RefSeq and is a predicted model, not a curated record. The transcript has 2 exons.